UUAAAGCAACUGUAGAUGGUAGACACAAUAACGUGCAGUCUGUAUAAUCUACUGUAUUUGUGUUCCCCAGCUGGACGACCCUUUAACCCUACGCCCUCUCAAUCUGCAAGUCAUACAGCAGGUAGUGACAGGAAGCUUGAAAAAAGACCCACCAACCCCACACCGCAGGCUGCUGGUGAAAGCAGCCAGGAGAGUUCAUCUGGCCGAUGUAAGUCGGUCCUGGUGGAUGUGACUGGAAAGCCCAGGCGGACUAAAGUCAGAUUACCAACCUCAAUCCUCAGCUCUAAGCCCUGCAGUGUACCAAAUCAGCAGUUCCUGUCAGUGGAAGAGCCAGUGAGGAGGAAGUGUAGAACCAUUUCUUUGACCGACCCAAAUGUUAUAGCGAGGGGAUUCCAGCUCCUCCCAUCCAGCGUCGACUUUGGUACACUGCAGGAAGGCACCUCCUCUGCCAUUACUGUGAGGAUGAAGAACGUGGGUGUGGACACCUGCAGGUUCCAAGUGAAACAGCCUCCUCCUGCUACAGGCCUCCGGGUCAUCUACAAUCCUGGGCCUGUGGCUGCAGGUUUGCACGUUGAGCUGCGUGUUGAGCUGUUUGCCAUGAGCGCAGUCCAAGCAGGAGAGGUGGAGCAAAAGAACAUCUCCCAGGAUAUUAUCAUCCACACUGAGACCGACAUCCUCUAUGUGCCCGUUACUGCUACCAUCCUUCCUGAGAGGUUAUAUGACAUUUGGCUCAAGGACCGCACAGGUUCGCACAACAAGAAAGGCUCCAGGGUCCGUCAACUGUCCUCCAGCCUACCGUGUGGAAAGCGAGACCGCACUGUGCCACAUACGACCCCUCCUGACCGCUCCUUCAGCAAGCACGGGGCACCCUAAAUGUCAAGUCUUCAUCUCACAUUCCUCAUUCUGUUCCAUUAAAUUUACAUUUCGAUGUUUUU
This is a messenger RNA of Larimichthys crocea (large yellow croaker), 935 nucleotides long. Its product is annotated as sperm-associated antigen 17-like. NCBI's taxonomy places the organism in Eukaryota, Metazoa, Chordata, Actinopteri, Sciaenidae. The transcript has 8 exons. The record is from RefSeq and is a predicted model, not a curated record. Gene Ontology annotation, cellular component: axonemal central apparatus. Gene Ontology annotation, biological process: epithelial cilium movement involved in extracellular fluid movement; axonemal central apparatus assembly. Bases 16 to 873 code for a protein of 285 amino acids.